Molecule: messenger RNA, 1865 nt
Organism: Telopea speciosissima
Lineage: Eukaryota; Viridiplantae; Streptophyta; Magnoliopsida; Proteales; Proteaceae
Product: 5'-nucleotidase SurE-like
Exons: 10
Coding region: 191-1345 (384 amino acids)
Molecular function (GO): nucleotidase activity
Source: RefSeq, a predicted model, not a curated record
UUCCCGGACUGUCUUUCCAGUCUUUAUUAGGGUUUUUCCUUUUUCUUUUUCUUUGGAUUAAGUUUUGAACACUUACCCUCCCAAACCUGUCAUCUCUCAUCUUCAUCUCUCUCUCUCUCUCUCUCUCUGUCUGUAACAGAGCAGAACAUCAUUUCUUUUCUUUGGUUUUGGAGUUUGGAUCCAUAACUUGAUGACGACUUCGGUGAGGAACAACUUCUUACCCCCUUCACUGGUUUCUAAUCUUCGAGAGGUUCUAAUUAGCAGAAAGGGCGACGAAGAAGAACCCUCCAAGAAGCCCGAUGAAUCCACUGAAGCUCCUUCUUCAUCUUCUUCUUUGGAUACGGUGGAGGUCACCGAUUGCUCCAAACCCAUUGUUCUGGUUACCAAUGGGGAUGGAAUUGAAUCUCCCGGUCUUCUCUUCCUUGUUGAGGCUCUCGUCCGGGAAGGACAAUGUAGUGUUCACGUCUGUGCUCCUCAAUCGGAUAAAUCUGUUUCGGGUCACUCGGUCACGCUCCGUGAGACGCUUGCUGUAAGUUCUGCUGAAAUUGGCGGGGCCACAGCGUACGAAGUUUCUGGAACUCCUGCGGAUUGUGUCUCUUUAGCCUUGUCGGGUGCAUUGUUUUCUUGGUCAAAGCCAGUGCUGGUCAUCAGCGGAAUUAACAGGGGAUCAAGCUGUGGUCAUCAAAUCUUAUACUCAGGAGCUGUUGCUGGGGCAAGGGAAGCUUUGCUCUAUGGUACAGCAUCUCUUUCGAUAUCAUUGAACUGGAAGACAGAUGAAAGCCGUGAAAAUGAGUUCAAAGAUGCAGUUGAUGUGUGCUUACCAUUGAUACAUGCAGCCAUAAGAGAUAUUGAGAAAGGACUAUUCCCCAAAAGUUGCUUGCUGAAUAUAGAGAUUCCCAUUUCUCCCUUGACAAACAAGGGCUUCAAAGUCACCAGACAGAGCCUAUGGAGGUUCAUUCCAAGUUGGCAAGCUGUGUCAGCGAACAGACAUCCAUCUGGUGGGCAUUUCAUGUCCAAUCAACAGAGUCUUGGCAUCCAGCUUGCUCAGCUCAGCCGAGAUGCAUCUGCAGCUGGUGCAGCACGACGCAUGGGCACACAAAGAAAGAAUGUGGAAAUUGAAUCAGUUGGGGCUGCUGGAAAAUCUGAUUCCCAACGAGUGAAGAAGUAUUUCCGUUUAGAGUUUUUAGAGAGUGAGCAAGAAGAAACAGAUGAUGAUCUUGAUUUCCGAGCAAUUGAAAAUGGCUUUGUUGCGAUUACUCCCCUAUCUUUAUCAUCAAAUGUUGUAUCAGAAACUCAAGCAUCUGCUUGUGAAUGGAUUGCUGCUGUUCUUGCUGGAGACCAAUAAGGCUUGUUGGAUUGACAUGGUUGGUAAUUAGGUGUACAUUUGGAAGUGGGAUUAUUUUCUUUUCCUUUUUAAGUUAUCAAUUUAACUUACAAAUUUGUUCUGAUUUCUGGUGUCCCUUACUUUGCCUCCCUCCCUCUCUGUUCUUUUUAUCUUGCGUGUAUCUGAAGCCCAUGCUUCGCUGUUUACUUACAUGUUGAGUAUGAUGUAACAUCUCCAGUCAGUUGGUCAUUUUUUUUUUCUCCCCAUGAGAAAUGUUUGGUUCAGUUUAAAGCAAGUGUGGUGUUCCUGUUUUAGUCCUGAUGAGGUGAGUUGGUUUGUUUGUAGCUAUGGAUGAAUAGUGUAGCUGGUUCUACAUUUUUCCCUUCCUCCCCCCUCUCCCUAAUAUUGGGCUUUGCUCAAAAGUGCAAUUUUUGUUGACAUUUAUGUUGUAUUUUAUUCAGUUUCUUACUGGAAAGCAAGGAAAUAUUUUAUAUCUGUACUUAAUUUCCCCUUCUAUCUUUUUAAUUCCCCAUGUUUAUUU